AUGGGAAGUAAAUCAACUGCUCAAUCUGCUGCUAUCAACCUACUAAACACAAUCAUCGGAGCUGGUAUGCUUGCCAUGCCCUAUGCUAUUCGUGCUGAUGGUAUAAUAUUGGGGAUAUUAGUAAUUAUAACAUCUGCAAUAACUUCAUCUUUUGGACUUUAUUUACAAGGUCAAUGUUCAAAAUAUGUCAAGACAGGUGAAGCUUCAUUUUUUGCAUUGGCUCAAUUAACUUAUCCUCAAUUAAGUGUUGUUUUUGAUUUAGCUAUUGCUAUUAAAUGUUUUGGUGUUGGUAUUUCUUAUUUAGUUGUUGUUGGUGAUUUAGUCCCCAAAAUUGUUCAAUCUUUAGCAAAUGAAGAAUUUAUUAAUCAACAUCUUAUAUUAACUGAUAGAAAUUUUUGGAUUACAAUAAUUAUGAUUUUCAUUGUUGUUCCAUUAUCUUUUUUAAAAAAAUUAGAUUCUUUAAAAUAUGCUUCUAUGAUUGCAUUAUCAUCAGUUGUUUAUUUAGUUAUCUUAGUGUUUGUUCAUUUUGCUAAAAAUGAUAUUGUUGAUAAAGGUCCAGUUCGUUUUAUAAAACCUUAUAACGUUUCAUCAAUUUUUGCAAGUUUCCCAAUUUUUGUAUUUGCUUAUACAUGUCAUCAAAAUAUGUUUUCAUUAGUUAAUGAAUUAGAUGAUAAAUCAAAUAAAAAUAUAAAUAAAGUUAUCGGUUCAGCUAUAGGUAUUGCAAUGACAUUAUAUAUUCUUGUUGGUGUUACAGGUUAUUUAUCAUUUGGUGAUAAUGUUGAACCAAAUGUUAUUGUUGGUUAUUCACAUGCUAUUUCAUCAACAAUUGGUAGAAUUGCUAUAGUUAUUCUUGUAAUGUUAUCAUUCCCAUUACAAUGUCAUCCGGCAAGAGCUUCAAUAAAUCAUAUCUUGUUUUAUUUUAAACAAGUUGAAAAAAAAGUUCGUACAGCUGCUUCAAAUGCUUCAAUGAGAACUAAUAUAACAAAUCGAACUCAAGGUCAAAAUAAUACCACAGCAACACAAAGUGAUGAAAGUGAUCAAUUGAUUGAUUAUGAUUAUCAAGAUGGUUUAUUAGAAGAAGGUUCACAUGCAGCAGUUUCUCCAUUAAAAGGUACAAGAUUUAUAAUUAUAACUUCAAUCAUUUUAAUCUUAAGUUAUUUAAUAGCAAUAAGUGUUACAUCAUUAGCUCAUGUCUUAGCAUUUGUUGGUUCAACAGGUUCAACUUCAAUUUCAUUUAUAUUACCAGGAAUUUUUGGAUUUAAAUUAAUUGGAUCUGAAUAUAUUGAUCCAGAAACUGGUACAUUUGAAGAAAUUCCAAGAAAAACAAAAAUUAUAAAAUAUUUAGGAUGUGCUUUAUCUAUUUGGGGACUAUUAGUUAUGGUUAUUUGUUUAUCAGCUACGAUUUUUCUUGGAGCAUCUCAUUAA
Hansenula ciferrii is the source of this 1425-nucleotide messenger RNA. Its product is annotated as Vacuolar amino acid transporter 5. Gene Ontology annotation, molecular function: L-glutamate transmembrane transporter activity; L-serine transmembrane transporter activity; L-arginine transmembrane transporter activity. The record is from RefSeq and is a predicted model, not a curated record. The coding region runs from base 1 to 1425 and encodes 474 amino acids. Lineage: Eukaryota; Fungi; Ascomycota; Saccharomycetes; Phaffomycetales; Wickerhamomycetaceae. Gene Ontology annotation, cellular component: fungal-type vacuole membrane. The transcript has a single exon. Gene Ontology annotation, biological process: amino acid transmembrane transport.